AAUACCAACCGGAAGUGUCCUUCAUUUUUCAGGCUGGCUGCAUGAGCAUGAUCCUGUGUGUUCUGGAUAAGGGGGUGCAUGGGUGAAACAUGGCCGACCCAUCGGAGUCUCCCAAACGACAGAAAUCCCCUGCGGAGGAGGUGGACACAUCUGGGGGGAAGACUGAAGCAGAGUCGGGAUGCAGCUCAAAUCAGAAGGAUGAAGAGACGCACACUGAUCCCACAGAGAACCCCCAUACUGAGCAGAGAACCAGCGUGGGGAGAGACUGUAGUGCCAGCCAUCCUGAGGUUAGUAUCGAGUCCGGGGCUGGAGACGGGAAAAAGACAAGUAAUCCAGUAGAGGACCUAACGUCGGCGGAAAAAAUGGCCGAGGCUCGUGUAAACGACCAGCGGGCUUACGAAUGGUCCGAAACGGAAGACUACGAUACAGAGGAGAAAACACACAUGGAUGCAGAUGAGAAGAAGUCUGACCCCAAAAACGUAUCAGAGAGUGCUGGAGAGCUGCAGCAAGAUACACAUGUAGAGGAUCAUAUUACAAAUAAUGCUACUGAGGCGAAAACAACCCCCGAUGAGGAGAAGCGACUGGCUGAGGAACCGGUGGAAGACUUUAUCAAGACAGAGGAUGUAAUUGAAGAAGAUGAAGAGGCAGAACAAGAAGAUAGUGCUAAUUUGACAGCUAAGCCCAAAAAGUGCCGUUUGGAGUGCAAAGAGUGCGGCCAGAGGUUCACCAGGCGUGAGACCUUCAACCUUCACCGACACUUUCACGCACACGAGGAUGAGCUCACUCCGCUCACCUGUAAAGAAUGCGGCCUUACCUUUCAGCACCGCAGCAGCCUCAUCAAACACAAAAUUGAACACAAAGAGAAGGAUGAACAGCUUGCUUCUCCAAAAAAGGAGGAGGGUAAAUUUAAAUGUGCAGAAUGUGAGAAGGUGUUCUCCUCAGUGGAUAAGCUGAGGGACCACAACUGCAGCAUUGCCGCAGAAAAGCCUUACCACUGCCCCCUUUGCCGCCAAGAGUUCCAGUUUAAGGUGUCUGUCACCAAGCACAUGAUGCUCCACUCCUGUGAUAGCAUCUUUACAUGCCAAGAGUGCAGCCAAACUUUCCCAGACAGCAUGGCACUGCGCUACCACCAGCGAUCUCACACCGCCCUGAAACCCUAUGAAUGCCCAGAAUGCGGCUUGGUUUUUAAACACUACUCUGUCAUGGAAGAUCACCGUCGCAAGCACACGGAUAACACACGCUCUCAUCUGUGCAACAUCUGCGGCAAGACUUUCAAGUACAGCAGCCUCCUCCAUCAACAUCAGUAUCUGCACACAGGCCAGAAGCCCUUCCGCUGCCCUGAAUGUGGUAAAACAUUCGCCUUUGCACAAAACAUGAAGGCACACUGCCGCCAGCACAGACUGCGCCAAAACAACUCUUCAACUGAGCAGCCCAGCAACACUGCGUCCACACAGGAGGCAGGUAGAGGGCCGGGUAAAGAGAACACACACCAGAGCGAGGAACAAAAACGCACAUUUAACUGCCCCCUCUGUCCCCUGACAUACUUAAUACCAGCUAACCUGAGAGCCCACAUGCUUAUUCACGAGGCCGAGUAUGAAACGCUGGAGAGAACCCCCAGACACCCAAAGGAGAAGAGCAAGCAUUGGGAAAAGGGAUACACCUGUCCCUACUGCCCAAGCACUUUUCGUGAGAAAGUCAGUUUAAACUUUCAUAUUUUGAGUGGACACAAGUCUAUACCACAUCAUAUACAAAAGGUGACAACACUGCCUCAAAUCCAAUCUACUCCAUUAAGCAGUGAUAAUGUACAGGGGAAAAGAUCAAGUGAUGGUGAAAUCAACAAGUUGUUCAAGUGUUUAGAGUGUGGAAAAACCUUCCGCCACUCCUCAGUGUUAGAUCUGCAUAUUCGUGUACAUUCCAAGGACAGGCCUUACAAGUGCAGAGUGUGUAACAAGGGCUUUAGAUUUAGUAGCUACUUACAGCAGCAUCUCAUCAUCCAUACAGGCGAGAAGCCAUACACAUGUCCAGACUGCGGAAAGGACUUUGCUUUCCUGCAGAACAUGAAAACACAUCAAAAGCUACAUCAGGAAAAACCGUUCCGCUGCACCAGCUGCCGCAAAGGCUACAGCGACGAGACCCAACUGCAGCAUCAUAUGUUAUCACACAAUGGGGACAAACCUCACAAGUGUAACCAGUGUGACAAGAGCUUCGGGUUAGCCUAUCUUCUCCGGGAUCACAUGAACACACACACAGGGGAGAGACCUCAUCGAUGUGACGAGUGUCACAAAACUUUUUCUUGGUUUAGCAGCCUUCUAGUACACCAGAAGAUACAUUCUCGCAAACGCCAGGGUUUAAACCAGUAUAAUUCUUUCCCAAUGGGUGCUAGGAUUAGAGGCAGGGGUGGAAGGGGUAGCAGCGGAAGGAGAGGGGGGAGGCCCUUGUUGGGCUGGUCCCGACCUUUAGGGAGCUCUGGGCCUCAGCUGUCUCCUUAUUCAGUUUCUGCACUGAGGGAUGCCGAGUUGCACAGCAGGACGGUCGAGCCACAGCAGUCAAUGCUCCCGUCACACAUGGAUGUACAAAGUAGAGCGCAGAAGGACCCGUGGCUGCCAGAGCUACGCCCACAACCGGUGCAGUGGAAGGUGGAUGGUGGAGAGGUUAUGCCUGUACCGCAGCAGCAACACGCAGAACCUCAGCAGAACCAGUUUGACAGUCCAUCAAAGCUGGGUCUGCAGCAGCACCACCAUCAGAGAGGUCCGGGCUGGCCCGAUAGCCCCCUGAUAACUCAGUCAGGCACCACAUCUGCUCUGAGUUCAGAGUCAUCUCACAUGAAAAACAGUGCACCUGCUAUUGUCAGCUCCCACAUGGCAGCUGUGCCAAAAAAAUCCAGCCCUUCCACAGUGAGUGAGAUCGAGCAACAAAGGCUGCCCAAGCCCGUUACUUGGAGUAGCCCGCCCACCUCAACAGUGCUGGCUUCCACAAGCUCUUUGCAACAUGAUUUUUGUACUCCGUUGUCUUAUGUAGAUGGCGCUGCGCUCUGGAGCAUCAGACCUGCUCUUCUGGCAAAUUCACGAGGCUCUCCAAAUAAGCUGGGUCAAGAGCUUCAGCUGCCAAGAUGGGCAGGUGUCCCAGUGUCAAUACAACAAGAGCCAUCCACACAUACUAAGAAAGAGGACACUAGAGUGUGGGAACUUAGUAAUCCUCAAGUUAUACCGUCGACUGUUAUUCAUCCAGAGAAGCCAUGGAAUGGCUCUGAGCUGCCAAAGCAGUGGGUUUCAGGCUUACCAGGUGUCUCCACCUCAGCUCAAAUAGACCAAAGCAGUGCUAUGCCAAUUUCAACUCCUGUUUCCCAUGGAGUAGGUAGCACUUUGUGGGACUUACAGACACCACCAGGAAUUCCAAAGACUAUAAACCCUGAAAAAUUAGUAAACGCUCAAGAUUUUCAAAAGCAGGUGUCAUCCGCCUGGGCCAAUGUGCAGAGUCUGACAACGACACAAAAGGUUCCCCUCACUAUUCAAUACGAGCCUCAUCGUUUUGGCCAGGGUUUGGGAACCCACGUAUGGGGCUUCCAAAGUAAUCAGACGCUGCUCACUGGGCAAUCUAAACCAGGAAAUGGACCGGAGCUGCAGCAACAGCCAAUGGUAACAGCCACUCAAAUAAUCAUAAAUCAGCCUUCUCCUUUUUUCUCAGCUCCCCUUGCUCCGCUCCCUCCUCUCGCUCUGCCUGGCCCACACCCUCUUCACUCUGUCGCAGUUGGCUCACUCUCAAGACCUCCACACCCUAAUAUUUUUUUUGCACCACAGGCAGUAAUGAGCGAGAGGCCACACAUGCCACAGACAUUGCCCCUACCUCAGCUCGCCACACGGACAGAAACUCACAAGCUUGGCUCCCGUUUGCCUUUUGCCCAAGAACGGCUUCUCCAGUGCAUGAUAUGCGGGUGUUCUCUUCCCCGGGAACUGGAUCUACAAAUGCAUUACAUGCAACAUGCACAAGGAGACAUUUGACAGUUCAAUACUACCAAUAGUUCUGAUUUUCUUUUAAAAUAAUUUUCAUUUUCUGGAACCUCAUUUAUUUGACCAUCACUUGUGCUGUUUUAAUAAUUGAGCGGAUGGGCAUUAGAUAAAAACAAAAUGAAAGUGAAUCUUGAUUUGGUAUCCACACUGAAUUCAUGGUGAAAUAUUUGUUGCUCCAAAUAAGCUUGCACAGCGUUGUCUGUGAUAGGGGGUGUAUACUAGUGCCAUUAAAAUUAGUUUCACUGUCUUUUAAAUGCAUUUGUUGUUCAAAUGUUUAACUGGUUUGAGCAACUUCUGAGGGUAGCAGAUACAUGAGGUUCUACAUUUCAUUUGUUGCCAAUGACCUUUUAGAUUUAGAUAAUAUUAGUACUUUUAAGGCUAGUGUCAUAUGCUUGAACCAUUUGAACUGUGUUUCUUCAUGUACAGUAUACUGUGUGCCUUUUUAUGAGUACAGUCUGCAUGUCUGCUGUCUUGGUAUUUAAGGCCUAGUUUGUGCUUAAGGUUGGCUCAGCAAUGUGACCUCACUCCAAAAACACAGAGCAACUCUUUCUUAUAGUAAAGAAAUGUAAGUUUUUGCAUUUGAGGAGGAGGGGAUUGGGAUGAUGGACAGCUUGAUGGUUAUGAGCUGGGUCCAAAUAUCACAUAAGUUAAGUUUUAAUCAUGACAAUUUGGUCAAGUGAUUAUUGGGAAAACACAGAAAAACUUGUCAUUACAAAAAUAUUGAAAAAACAGUUGUGAGAUAGUGACAGAAAAAAAAUCAAACAUAAAUGUGUGUGAUUUUUAGUCAAUAUAUCACUAUGACAAGACAAACAUUACACUGACAAAUAUAAUGUAUAUUCUGCUCUGUGCAAUCAGCCCAGUUGAAUUCAGCUUAUUUCUGACAAUGUUUCAGGACUGGUACACUUUAUAAUAAGACUUUAAACAGAUUCUGAAUAGCAGUAGCACCUACUGUUGAGUACCAUGUAAUGUGUAUCUCUUACCAGAAUGACUAUUUCAAAUUGGAAUGUAACCGCAUUUAUAAAAUUAGGUCCACUUUUGAGUACAAUGCAAUGUAUUUUUUGUGAAUACUGAAUGAUAUUAUUCCAUUACUAGAGAUUUAGCUGAUUACAGAAUCCCAUCCCCACCAUUGUGAAAAUGGGCAUUUGGUUGGUUUGGUGGCCCAAAAAGUCUGAAAAUCUUCAUAACUACUGUAAAAUAAACACAGUCCAUUUGUACAAAAAAAAAUAACCUGUUCCUGUGCGUUUAAACAUUCAAUGUCUUUCAAACACAUGUGCCCUUCUACCUCUAUCCACUGUUUUAGCAUGGAAAGAAUUAGAAUUUUCCCAUGAUGUCUACAUAUUGGAUUAAAUAAAACCUGCCUUUUACUACAA
Messenger RNA from Eleginops maclovinus (Patagonian blennie), 5377 nucleotides. RefSeq lists its product as uncharacterized. The record is from RefSeq and is a predicted model, not a curated record. Bases 90 to 3998 code for a protein of 1302 amino acids. The transcript is spliced from 2 exons. Lineage: Eukaryota; Metazoa; Chordata; Actinopteri; Perciformes; Eleginopidae.